This is a messenger RNA of Saprolegnia parasitica CBS 223.65, 533 nucleotides long. RefSeq lists its product as hypothetical. NCBI's taxonomy places the organism in Eukaryota, Oomycota, Saprolegniomycetes, Saprolegniales, Saprolegniaceae. Gene Ontology annotation, molecular function: protein binding. The transcript is spliced from 4 exons. The coding region runs from base 30 to 533 and encodes 167 amino acids. The record is from RefSeq and is a predicted model, not a curated record.
AAACCAAAAAAGGACAGCGCAUCGGUGGCAUGCCAUUCCCACUUUCGACCUCGAUGGCAGCCGUGGCCGUAGCAGCGCUGGCAGGCGACUGGGACGCCGUGUCCUUGGCGAUGCCCAAAGGCCUCGACUACAGCGCAGUGAUCGAGCCCAAGACAGGCUACACGCUGCUGCACUUGGCGUGCCUGCACAACCAACGCGCUGUCGUGCAAGCGCUACUGCGCCAACCGCAGCUCGACGUCAACGCGACCGACUACACCGGUCAGUCGGCGCUGCAUGUCGCGUGCCACUACGAGCUCUUGGACAUUGUCGAAGACCUCUUGGCGGUGCCAUCUCUAUCGAUCGACCUCCAAGACAAGGACGGGUACACGGCGCUGCACGUGUGCAUGUACCACAGCCAGCCCACAUGUGCGACGCGCCUGCUUGCCGCCGGUGCCAACCCGCGUCUGCGCUCCACGGACGGAGAGACACCAAGCGCCAUCGCAAGCGCGCUCGGUAAAGACGGAAUGCUGGUGCCAUCCGUCGACGCGCCGUGA